CUUUUGUGCUUUCACAACACUCCCAGUUUUCUGUGCUCAUUUGGUGGUUAAUAAUAAUGUCCGGCGGAGACCGGGAGCAGCUGCGUCGCUUUGUGGCCGCUAGCAGGAGGCGUCUGCAUGACCUUCUGGAGCGCCUGCACUGGAGCGAGCAGGGGGUGCUCGGGGAACACCAGCCAACCGACGACGGGCACGCGGCUGAGAUUUCAGGGGACCUGCCGCCCUCCUGCUGCACCAACUCCGCCUUUAGCGUCAAACUCGACGAGACGGCUGUACAGCAGAUUAUUGGAAAAGACACAGUCCACCCGUGUGCCGGCUCCUGCUUCGAUGAUCUGCAGGCGGGCCUCAGCGCAAGCCACAGACUCCUGAUAUACGAGCACGUGCUGCAGCACACCGAGAGGCACCCAGAGUUUGAAGACAACGCCGCCUUCGCCGAGCUGGUGGGCGAAACCAGACGGGAGCGAAAGAAGCAGCGUCGCCACCGCAAGAGCAAGCCCACGCUGAACGAGGAGCUGCACCAGUUGGUCGAUCUGCAGAUGCAGGCGCUGCAGCGGCAGAGGCAAAAGGAGCUCGCCCACAAGGAGCAGCACCGGCAGCACAAGGAAAGGCACCGGGAACACACAGAACAGCGCCACCAGGAACACAAGGAGUGGAACAGGGAUCCAGACCGCAGCCGGAAGAGAAGUCGGAGUAGGAGUCGCAGCCCAAAUAGGCAACGCCAUGGACACAGGCGUCGGGAAGAGCGAGAGCCCCGCAGUCAGCACUACAGCACACAUCGGUCCCAUACCUCUCGUCACUAGA
Messenger RNA from Drosophila rhopaloa, 798 nucleotides. Its product is annotated as splicing factor U2af large subunit A. Lineage: Eukaryota; Metazoa; Arthropoda; Insecta; Diptera; Drosophilidae. The coding region runs from base 57 to 797 and encodes 246 amino acids. The transcript is spliced from 2 exons. The record is from RefSeq and is a predicted model, not a curated record.